Messenger RNA from Parus major (Great Tit), 1811 nucleotides. Its product is annotated as glutamine amidotransferase-like class 1 domain-containing protein 3B, mitochondrial. The transcript has 4 exons. The record is from RefSeq and is a predicted model, not a curated record. NCBI's taxonomy places the organism in Eukaryota, Metazoa, Chordata, Aves, Passeriformes, Paridae. Bases 332 to 1006 code for a protein of 224 amino acids.
UGCUUCAGUCUGAACUGGAAUGGAAAAUCAACAGCCGAGGAGGAAAAACACAGCUGCUCUUGUGAGCAGGGCACGUCAGCCGGGGCUGCUCUGGGCACAGGGCGCUGCGAGGAAGAUCUGCAAGGGAGCAGCCGGUGGAGGAAACAAAUAAUAUUUACACACCCUGCCCGAGGAACGGGAAAUAAAACCCCGCUGCCAGUAAGAAAUUCAGCCCAACCCUCCAGACCCCACCUGCUCGGGGGAAGGGCUGGCGCUAUAAAGGGCUGCGGGCAGCGAGCGGGGCUCACAGCGCCCGGGGCUCUCCAGGGAAUCGCUCUGCUCCCGAGGGAACAUGGCAAAGAGGGUGGCCGUGGUGCUGGCUGGCUGCGGGGUGUUCGAUGGCAGCGAGAUCCACGAGGCUUCGGCAGUGCUGGUGCAUCUCAGCCGGGAGGGGGCUCAGGCCGAGGUUUAUGCCCCCAACAUCCCCCAGAUGCACGUGGUGGACCAUGUGAAGGGGCAGCCGACGCAGGAGCAGCGCAAUGUCCUGGUGGAAAGUGCCAGGAUAGCCAGGGGCAACGUCAAGGACCUGGCCACGCUGGAUGUCAAGGGGCUGGAUGCCCUCAUCAUUCCAGGUGGCUUCGGGGUGGCAAAGAACCUGAGCACUUGGGCCACCCAGGGCAAGAACUGCAGCAUCUCCAAGGAGGUGGAGGGCGCGCUGAGGGCGUUCCACGCUGCCCGCAAACCCAUCGGGCUCUGCUGCAUCUCCCCGGUGCUGGCAGCCAAAAUGUUCCCGGGCUGCGAGGUGACCGUGGGGCACGACACCGAGUGUGAGCAGUGGCCUUACGCCAAGACAGCCGAGGCCAUGAAGGAGCUGGGCUGCAGGCACGUGAACAGCAAGGUGACCGAGGUGCACGUGGACAGCAGGAACCGGCUGGUGACCACCAGCGCCUUCAUGUGCAACGCCCCCAUCCACGAGGUCCACGACGGCAUCGGGAAAAUGGUGCGGGAAGUGCUCAGGCUGGCCUGAGCUCCCCCAGGCACGCGGCUCCUCUGUGGAUGACAUCCUUCCCACGGCAGCAGGGAAAGGGACAGCCAGCAGCUCUGUCCCCACACCUCUGGGGGCUGCUGAGGAGGGACAGCCUUGCAGAAGUUGUGUUCUGCUGAGGGCACAUCACUCACUGGUGGCAGCUGGCAUGGGAUCAUGGGACCACGGGGUCAUGGGAUCAUGGGACCACAGGAUCAUGGGAUCACAGGGUCAUGGGAUCAUGGGGUCAUGGGAUCACAGGAUAACGGGAUCACGGGAUCAUGGGAUCACAGGAUAACGGAAUCACGGGAUCACAGGAUCAUGGGAUCGCGGGAUCACAGGGUCAUGGGAUCACAGGAUCAUGGGAUCACAGGAUAACGGGAUCACGGGAUCACAGGGUCAUGGGAUCACGGGAUCACAGGAUCACGGGAUCAUGGGAUCACAGGAUCACGGGAUCAUGGGAUCAUGGGAUCACGGGAUGGUCUGGGUUGGGAGGGACCUUAAAGCUCAUCUUGUUCCAAUCUCCUCCCGUGGGCAGGGACAUCUUCCCCUAUCCCUGGGUGCUCCAGGCUGGCCUGGGACACUGCCAGGGGUCCAGGGGCAGCCACAGCUCCUCUGGGUACCUGUGCCAGGGCCUGCCCACCCUGCCAGGGAGGAAUUCCAUCCCAAUAUUCCACCUAUCCCUGCCCUCCCUCAGCUCGAGGCCAGGCUCCCACAGAGCUCAGGUUCAGCUGCUCCCCAGCCCCUCCCUCGGUCAAUUGUGGCCAAAGGAAGGAACCCGCUCCUGCUACCAAAUAAAACCUGAUGC